Messenger RNA from Vigna radiata var. radiata (mung bean), 1288 nucleotides. Its product is annotated as apoptosis-enhancing nuclease-like. Gene Ontology annotation, molecular function: 3'-5' exonuclease activity; nucleic acid binding. Gene Ontology annotation, cellular component: nucleus. The transcript is spliced from 7 exons. Bases 59 to 1126 code for a protein of 355 amino acids. Gene Ontology annotation, biological process: rRNA processing. The record is from RefSeq and is a predicted model, not a curated record. NCBI's taxonomy places the organism in Eukaryota, Viridiplantae, Streptophyta, Magnoliopsida, Fabales, Fabaceae.
CUUUCACCUCAACUUCAACUCUUUCUUAACAAAUAUACAUACAUCACUAUAAACAAUCAUGGAUUGCAGAAUAGAGAGUACAGAAACUCACAGGAACAAGUGUGCAGCAUGCUUCAGACAGUUCAACAAACUGGAGCACCUUGUGGAGCACAUGAGGAUCUCGUAUCAUUCAGUUCAUGAGCCAACCUGUGGCAUUUGCAGGAAACACUGCAGGUCAUUUGAGUCUCUAAGGGAACAUCUUAUAGGUCCAUUGCCAAAGCAGGAAUGCAGAGAUAUAUUUGCUUAUAGAGGGUGCAAGUUUUGCUUGAAAGUGUUUGACAGCCCUAAUUCUCGAAGGAUUCACCAAGAAAAAUGCCAACACUCUGGAACAAAUGCUGGAAUAAUUGGUCGCUUUUCAAACUUAGGACUUCGUGAUAAUUUGGCCAUUAGUGGUGGAGCAAGAGGACCACAAGUAGUUGCAUUAGCAUGUAAAAUGGUUGGAGGUGGCAGUGAUGGCUCAUUGGAUCUCUGUGGAAGAGUGUGCUUAACCGAUGAGCAUGAGAACAUCAUAUUCCAUUCUUAUGUGAAGCCACCAAUUCCUGUCACAAACUACAGGUAUGAGACAACAGGCAUUAGACCAGAAUACCUGAGGGAUGCAAUGCCAAUGAGACAAGUUCAAAGGAGGAUUCAAGACUUUCUUUGCAACGGUGAACCUAUGUGGACGAUUCGGGCAAGAGGAGGAAGAGCAAGGAUUCUUGUGGGCCAUGGUUUGGAUCAUGACCUUGAAUGUCUGCAAAUAGAAUAUCGAACAGAAAAGAUAAGGGACACUGCAAAAUACCCUCCUCUGAUGAAAACGAGCAAGCUCAGCAACUCACUCAAGUACUUAACGCAAACAUAUCUUGGGUAUGACAUUCAAGUUGGAAUUCAAGAUCCUUAUGAUGACUGUGUGGCAACUAUGAGGCUGUACAUGAGAAUGAGAUCCCAAGUACACAGAACACAGGAUUACCCUUUGGUGUCUGACCCCCAGAACAGGAACAAUUUUGCUUCGUGGAGGCAAAGUGAUCUUGAAAGAAUGACUCCUGAACAAAUGCUGGAAAUAUCAAGAUCUGACUACUAUUGCUGGUGCUUGGAUUCCUUCUAUCCCUGAAUAUGAGGUAGCCAAUACCCAUUUAUAUAUGAACCGAUAUACAUCAGUAACUACUAAAAGUAACAAUAAAGUGCACCAAACACUUCUAUCUUUCUACUACACUUAAUAAUACGCCAUUUAAGCAAAAGCUAGCCUUACACUGCUGUCAUAGCACUGCCACCU